ACAUAGGAGCAUGGAAAAGCUAAUAUCUGAAAGACCUGUUUCUGUUCCCAAGGCCAAGCCAGACACAAACUCCUGCCUUCAUGCACCUGAGAAGUAUUUCCUCUCUGGUGGGAGGGACAAUGAGAACUGUAAGGCUACUGAGAAUGAAAGGAAGUGGAUUAGCCCUGAUACACCUAGCAAAUGCACCUGGAAGCUUGGGAAACCCUUAUCAGCCUCCCCACAUCAUCAUAUCACUAUGUCUGAGCCUCCAAACAUCCUGCCAAACAUCCUGAAUAAAGUUGGCAAUACACCCUUGGUGCGGAUCAACAAGAUUGGGAAGCACUUUGGGCUGAAGUGUGAACUCUUGGCAAAAUGCGAGUACUUCAAUGCUGGGGGUAGUGUGAAGGACCGCAUUAGCCUGAGGAUGGUAGAAGAUGCUGAGAAAGCUGGGAUUUUGAAGCCUGGAGAUACAAUCAUAGAGCCAACCUCUGGAAACACAGGAAUUGGGCUUGCCUUGGCUGCAGCAGUGAAGGGUUACCGUUGUAUCAUUGUGAUGCCAGAGAAAAUGAGUAUGGAGAAGGUGGAUAUCCUCAAAGCUCUGGGUGCUGAGAUUGUGAGGACCCCAACUACUGCCAGAUUUGACUCUCCUGAAUCUCAUGUGGGAGUAGCAUGGAGGCUGAAAAAUGAAAUCCCCAAUGCACAUAUUCUAGAUCAGUAUCGUAAUGCCAGCAACCCCCUGACGCACUAUGACACCACUGCUGAAGAGCUCCUGCAGCAAUGUGAAGGAAAAAUAGACAUGUUCGUGGCUACAGCUGGCACUGGAGGGACCAUCACUGGCAUUUCCAGAAAGCUGAAGCUGAAGUGCCCAGAAUGCAAAAUCAUAGGUGUUGAUCCUGAAGGCUCCAUCCUGGCUCAACCAGAAGAACUGAACAGGACUGACAAGACGACGUAUGAAGUGGAAGGAAUUGGAUAUGAUUUUGUCCCCACGGUGCUGGAUAGAUCUGUAGUGGACAAGUGGUACAAGAGCAAUGAUGAGGAGUCAUUUACUCUUGCGCGCAUGCUAAUCCGAGAGGAAGGACUAUUGUGCGGUGGCAGCUCAGGCAGUGCCAUGUCUGUAGCUGUGAAGGCAGCCAAAGAACUGAAGGAAGGUCAGCGCUGUGUUGUUAUGUUUCCUGACUCUAUCAGGAACUACAUGUCCAAGUUCUUGAGUGACAAAUGGAUGAUUCAGAAAGGAUUCAUGAAAGAAGAGGACCUUGUGAAAAAACCUUGGUGGUGGAAUGUCAGUGUUCAGGAAUUAAGCCUCUCAGCUCCCCUGACUGUGCUUCCAACAGUUACCUGUGCAAAGACAAUUGAAAUCCUCCGAGAAAAAGGAUUCGACCAGGUACCAGUUGUUGAUGAAUCUGGGGUGAUUUUGGGCAUGGUUACCCUGGGUAACAUGUUAUCUUCACUGCUUGCUGGAAAAGUCCACCCUUCAGAUGAAGUUAACAAAGUAAUCUACAAGCAAUUCAAACAGAUUAACCUGCAAGACAACUUGGGGAAACUUUCUCAUAUCCUGGAAAUAGAUCACUUUGCUCUAGUGGUCCAUGAACAGAUUCAAUAUCACACUGAUGGUUCUUCGAGUAAGCGGCAAAUGGUGUUUGGCAUUGUUACAGCUAUUGACCUGCUUAACUUUGUGACUGCACGAGAACAGGAAAGAAACUCCAUCUAAAAUCAAGUAACAACCUGGAGCCUCUUCAACAACAUUUUGCAAUCUCUUACAAAGAAUCAUUUUUUUCUUAGAUAGUAUAGUUUGCUGCUAGGGUGAGCGGAUUUUGUUUUGUUUUAAUUCUGAAAAUAGGUGUAACUAUCCUUGUGUCAGCUAUAUAGCUAGCACAUUUUACAGUAUUGCACAGCUGCUGAGGGUUCAUUUCUUAAUCAGGUUACACAAUGUUUCUUGUUAAGAAAAACUUAUUUUUUUAACCUAUGUAUGUAUACAUAUGCAUGUAAGAAUAUUAACUGGUGUGUUCAUCUGUUAUGUUUAAAGUCUGGCCUUCCAAAAUAUUGUUUCAGAUUCAUUAAAGUUGAUGAAGAAAAGUUACUAAAGCAGAGGCCCAAGAGAGCUCUGAAAAAUUUUGUCUAUGCAGUGAUGUUAGAUUAGACAAUAGCUGUGUGAAGACAAUUGUCAGGGCUUAGGGUGUGGAAAGAAGGGAAGUAUUUUUUUUUUUUUUCAUGACAUCAGUGCAAACAACACAGGAGAAAAUCCUGAGGGCAGGAUUUAAGGUUUCUUUCAACAAGGUGCUCUAAACGGACUUGACAGUGAAUGACAAACAAGUGACUAUUUUAAACAGAACACUAGCUUUCACUGCAAAGACUGAUCUUUUUUUUUUUAAUUGUACCUUGAUAAGUAAGCACAAACAAAAUUAAAUCAGAUCAAACUUC
Rhea pennata is the source of this 2397-nucleotide messenger RNA. Its product is annotated as cystathionine beta-synthase-like protein. Gene Ontology annotation, cellular component: cytoplasm. The transcript is spliced from 16 exons. The coding region runs from base 11 to 1687 and encodes 558 amino acids. NCBI's taxonomy places the organism in Eukaryota, Metazoa, Chordata, Aves, Rheiformes, Rheidae. The record is from RefSeq and is a predicted model, not a curated record. Gene Ontology annotation, molecular function: cystathionine beta-synthase activity.